Xiphophorus couchianus (Monterrey platyfish) is the source of this 4575-nucleotide messenger RNA. RefSeq names its product adenosylhomocysteinase-like 1 (gene ahcyl1). Gene Ontology annotation, biological process: L-methionine cycle. The coding region runs from base 475 to 2142 and encodes 555 amino acids. The transcript is spliced from 17 exons. Gene Ontology annotation, cellular component: cytosol. The record is from RefSeq and is a predicted model, not a curated record. Lineage: Eukaryota; Metazoa; Chordata; Actinopteri; Cyprinodontiformes; Poeciliidae.
UAAGGUUUACUUUAUGCAAACUGACGACGAGUUAUACAAGUCGGAAGUAAAUACUAUGAAAACUCUUUACGAACAGAAUUUCCCGUCUUUCUGUUCCGAAUUCCGUCCUCCGGUUGGAGCGCUGUCUGUGUGGAUGAUCAUCGCCUGAACACAGCCCACUUCCUCAGGUGACAGGCUGAGCCUACCGCCCCCUCCCAUCAGAGAUGCUUCUGUACGAGGUUGACAGCACAACGCAGGACCAGCAACUGCCUCCGCAGCGCUUAUAGGGAAUUAAAGACGCCAGAAAACUUGACCUAAGCGUCUAAUUUGUACUUAUAUAGAUCACAGGAUCCGUUCGGUCAUUUUUAAACCAACACGCCAAAGAGCAAAGAAGGCGACGGACGGAGCUAACGUUAGUUUAAACUCCACAGACAACCGGCUUCUCUUUCCCCCCCACCUCUCAUCUCCUCCUUGUUUUAGUAUCACUUAGAUGCGAUGACAGACUCGGCAGUGGACAGCAAGACGGAGGUCAAGCAGGCCACUAAAUAUGUCAAAGAGACGGAAAACGUCGCGGAAAAAUACUCCGCAUUGACCGUCAGCAAGAACAGCAGCGACGUGAACAUGAACGUUGGAGAGAUGCCCUCUGCGGCGUUCACCGCAGUCCCGACUCUGAAGUCGGUGAAGAAGAUCCAGUUUGCGAAUGCAGAGGACAAGCAGGAGUUCAGCAAGUUUCCGACCAAGGCGGGUCGCCGCUCGCUCUCACGCUCCAUCUCCCAGUCCUCCACAGACAGCUACAGCUCAGCUGCUUCUUACACCGACAGCUCGGAUGAUGAAACCUCCCCCCGGGACAAAGCCCAGGUCAACAGCCACGGCAGCACCGACUUCUGUGUGAAGAACAUCAAACAGGCUGAAUUUGGACGGCGGGAAAUUGAAAUAGCAGAGCAAGACAUGUCUGCCCUGAUCUCGCUGAGGAAGAGAGCCCAGGGGGAGAAGCCCCUGGCCGGGGCGAAGAUAGUGGGCUGCACCCAUAUCACUGCUCAGACAGCCGUCCUGAUUGAAACUCUGGUGGCCCUCGGGGCCCAGUGCCGCUGGACUGCCUGUAACAUCUACUCCACUCAAAACGAGGUGGCCGCUGCUCUCGCUGAAACUGGUGUACCUGUGUUUGCUUGGAAAGGUGAAUCAGAGGACGACUUCUGGUGGUGCAUCGAUCGCUGUGUCAACAGGGACGGCUGGCAGGCCAAUAUGAUCUUGGACGAUGGUGGAGAUUUGACUCACUGGGUUUACAAGAAGUAUCCCAGCGUGUUCAAGAAGGUCCGAGGAAUCGUGGAGGAGAGCGUCACUGGUGUUCACAGAUUGUAUCAGUUGUCUAAGGCGGGCAAACUGUGCGUCCCUGCGAUGAAUGUGAACGACUCGGUUACGAAGCAGAAGUUUGACAACCUCUACUGCUGCCGCGAAUCUAUUCUGGAUGGCUUGAAAAGGACCACGGACAUAAUGUUUGGAGGCAAACAAGUGGUUGUGUGUGGUUAUGGGGAGGUGGGAAAAGGCUGCUGCACUGCUCUUAAAGCCCUUGGCGCCAUUGUGUGCAUCACAGAGAUUGACCCCAUCUGUGCUCUGCAGGCAUGCAUGGACGGAUUUCGAGUGGUCAAGCUGAGCGAGGUCAUCCGGCAGAUGGACGUGGUGAUAACUUGCACUGGGAACAAGAACGUUGUUUCCAGAGAGCACCUUGACCGAAUGAAAAAUGGCUGCAUUGUCUGCAAUAUGGGGCAUUCCAAUACAGAGAUCGAUGUGGCGAGUCUACGCAGCCCCGAGCUGACCUGGGAGAGGGUUCGCUCUCAGGUCGACCACAUCAUCUGGCCUGAUGGGAAAAGGGUUAUUGUGCUGGCAGAGGGUCGUCUUUUAAAUCUGAGCUGUUCUACAGUGCCUACGUUCGUGUUGUCCAUCACUGCUACUACUCAGGCUCUAGCCUUGAUUGAGCUGUACAAUGCUCCAGAAGGACGAUACAAACAAGAUGUGUAUCUUCUGCCCAAGAAAAUGGAUGAGUACGUGGCCAGUUUGCACUUGCCCAACUUUGAUGCCCACCUGACAGAGCUGUCCGAUGAGCAGGCUAAGUACAUGGGGCUGAACAAGAACGGCCCGUUUAAGCCAAAUUAUUACAGGUACUAAUAAAGAUGUCUGCUACUCAGUGAAACGUUGCCCUGGGAUAAACAGAGAUAUCUAUUUUAUUUUCUAAACUACUGCAAAACGGAGGAAUUAUUUUACUUAUGCUGAAUGUAACUUAUUAAUAGCACCUUAGGAGUAGAUCUAAAUAUUUCAGGAUAAGACAUAUAGAGAACUUAUAAUAUAUAAUGAACUAACAUGGGUCUGUCUUGUGUUCAGAGAGUAUCCUACUUGCAUGCAUUGAUGUUUUCGUGUAUUUAGUUGUUAAUGAGUUUUUGUUUCCUGAUCACAGAGCUGUCGAUUUGUUCGUUUACUCUAUUUAACGCACAGUGCCAAACGAUGGCCGUUUCUGUUUCGUUUGUCAGUGGUGUGGAGAAUUUAUGGGCACAUUUUUUGAACCAGAGUUUAGGCUGAGCCAAAGCAAGCUCUGUGAUGGUAUGCACAUUAUCUUAGUCGUUUCGUAUGCAUGAAAGCAUUUUUUAAUGCUGCCUGCACACAAGCCCUAAAAGGUAACAUCCACUAGAUCAUGAAGAAUAAAAAAAUGUGUUUAUAUGCAUUUUUUUGUAACAAUACAACCAAAAGCUUCAAUAUUUUCAUUGGGAUUUUUUGACAGCAUCGCAAGGUAGUUGAAGGAUACGGGAUUUUCCAAAUGUAUACAAAUAAAAAUCUGAAGAGUCUUACAUCCAGCAGUUUUCUUCUCCCCCCCUGAGUCAAAGCUUUGUAUAACCACCUUCUACUCAAAUUAGAGCUGCACGUCUUUAGAGACUAACGUUUUGUCCAUUCCUCUUUGCAAAAUAGUUCAAACUUAUUCUGAUUGGAUGGAGGCCUUUGGUUCAGAUUUCAUUGUAGCUCUGGUUGUUUAGGCUGAAAGUUAAACCUCCACCCCCGUCUCAAACUUGCUGCCUCUGGUUUCCUUUCCGGACUCCCAAAUUAACUCUGACAACUUUCCAAUAAUUCCUGCUGAAGAGAAACAUCCCCCUUGCAUUAUGCUGCCGCCACCAUGUUACACAGUUGGGACAGUGUGCACUUUUCCACUGCAAAGUGCAAAACUGUUAGUUAAAAUUGUUUUACUUUUGUGUCAUCUGACCAGAACACUUUCCUCCACAUAUUUACUAAAUCUUCUAUGCGGCUUGUGGUAAAAGUUUUUGCCUUCGUUCUCCACAAUCCUUUUUGUAGAGUUCACAACUAGUAGUAGUGUUGUCAACAGAUUCUCCAACAUGAGCUGUUGACCUCUGCAGCUCCUCCAGAGUAACCUCUUGUUCUGCUUCUCUGACUAAUGAAUCAUUUUUCCAUUUUCAGAUGAAUACUGAUAAGGUAGGGGCAUUGUGGUAAAAAAGUGCUUGACUCACUUUCAGAUUUUUAUUUGCAAAACAAAUAGGAAAAAAUUUAAACAAUUAAUCGUUUUUUUCUCACUCCACAAAUAUGCUGCUGUGUGUUGCUUUAUCAAAUAAAAUCCCUUGAAGUUUCUGGUUGAAACGUAAAAAAGGUGAAAAAGCUUAAAGGAUGUGAAUACUUUUUUAAAGCACUGCAAUUUAACAUUACAAUCUAAAGAAGUUUAUUUAACAAAAGAAAAAAAUAACAGAAAUUGUUAAUUUUGACACAGUACAGUAUGUGUUAAAAAUAAAGGCUUUACAUAUACCUGAAGGGAACUUGGGAAAAACCUGAAGAGUAAAGCCACAAGAGCUCUCUCAAUAAGUGACUCCCCUAAUUUAUUUCCAACUUUCCAUUUGCUCUGACACAUUCCAGUCCUGAUCUCUGUCACUGUAAAAACCUUUUGCCUGAAUGAUGCCUUUAAAGGCCAUGGUAUGAGUGUGCCUUUUUGAUUUUUUUAUAAUCCUGUAUUCAAAGAGGUUGGGACACUGUUUCAAAAGGAAGAAAAAUGCAUGAUUUUUUCUCUCUCUAGAAAGAGAAAUUUUGAUCUUUCUGGUUAAGAAUGAUUGUUUUUAUCGGAAAAAAUAAAAGACUAACAUUUCUGUCUGUGAGAACCAAAUGCUAGCAGCAGAGAAACCUCAUUUAAACAGUUACAUUUUAUUUCUAUUAAAACUUUAGACCCAAAGUUUUAAUGGGUUUGAGUAUCUGCACUAUUUGCUCCAGUUUGGAAAUCCCAUGAGUGUCCGAACUUGUUUUGAAACAGGUUUUCUAUACCAACCAUCAGCGCUGACCUUAAUUUAGCGAAUCAUCAUUCCUUUUUUUAACAAAACCUAUUUAAACGUAACGUCUUCCUUCCACUACUUAUGGUACUAAUUGUAACUUUAACAUAUGAGAUGUAUUUUAAGAAAAAUAAUGAACUUUAUGUCUGGCGUAUGAUUGUCACUGUCUUAAUUUGAUUCAACUGUGUCACCUUAAUUAACCAUUUAUGUGAUUAAAAUAACUUUAAGUGUGUACUAUGUAUGUAAAUUCAUGCAUUAAAUCAGCAAUAAAGCAAAGCUUUUUAACUGA